This is a messenger RNA of Alternaria ethzedia, 789 nucleotides long. RefSeq lists its product as uncharacterized. Bases 1 to 789 code for a protein of 262 amino acids. The record is from RefSeq and is a predicted model, not a curated record. NCBI's taxonomy places the organism in Eukaryota, Fungi, Ascomycota, Dothideomycetes, Pleosporales, Pleosporaceae. The transcript has a single exon.
AUGACGGACUACACCUACUACAGCUCAUCCGCGUCCAGAGGCUUCACCUUUUUGAUACCCUACCAUGUCCAAGCCAUCUUUGUCAGUACUACGAAGAAGCUACCUUCCGCCGUGCGUCCAGUCUACCGCGAGUAUUUUGGCGACAUCAUGGCAUGUCGAGAUCGAGCUCGAGCCUCGGCCGAGGCGAUGCAAGCGUUCGUAAAUGAGGACUUUCCGCGUAUUUCGAAGGACCAUAACCGACUAGCGAAUCUGAUGAAUGCGGAGAUCGAUAAGCAGCGGAACAAUGUGUUGGUCAAGUUACCAAUCACGGGCGAUGGAACAGCGGCUGAAGACGACGAGGACGAACCGGUGGCGCAAUCGCGGACAAGGGAGCAAGGUGUGGCUAAGUCGGACAAAAACGCGGUCUCCAAAGUUGUGUCAGAGGCCGCCGCGGAGGCUACAGUGCGUGAAAAGUCCCCCGAUGCAGCUUCUCCUCCGACUAUGGCGAAUGCGGAGCUUGUUCAGCCAACCCUGCGUCAGGACCCCGCGACAUCGCCGGCUUCUCCAACCGGUAUAGACAGCGAACAAUCCGAGGUAGACGAAGAAGACAGCGAGCUGAGUGUGAUAUUUGUCGACACAUCAGAGCCUUGGAACGAAUCGCUCUGGCCACACGGUACCUGGAUCGAUGGUCUAGAAGUCAUCGACGCGCUUCCAUGGGCGCACUCAAGCCGACCUAAUCGCAUCGUCCCGGACGGCCAGUCUCCCCACAACGAGCCAGAACAUGCCGCGGCUAAUCCUCAUUCCUCUUAA